CGUAAACAUGGCGACAGCGGUAAGCUGUCAACAUAACAAGUAUUUUACCGAUUCUCGUUUUUCUCUGUGUGACAACUAACUACUAGUUUCUUCUAAAAAAAGGAAUCCCACUUGUAUUCAAGCAAAAAAUCAUAUCAAUUUAACACAUUUUUAUUAAAUAAACGUGAAUAAUUGCAUAAAUUUUAACAAUUCUCAGGCGAAUGUUUACAUUGAGUGGAUGCUAUGAACUUUCCACAAAUCGGUCGUCAAUUUUGACAGUUCAGCCAAACGUUUGAUUGGAAGCUACUCAAUUCGUUUCCAUCGCCAUCUUAGAUGUUAGACAAAAGAUAUUCACUCUUCGUAUUUCAUUUGCUCGCACAAAAAUUUACACCAAUUUGUUCACGAUAAAUUGAUAAAUUUAGCAUUUUACACCAUUACAUAGAAUUUGAACGAUUUGAUGCGUUCAAUCGCAUUAAAAUAAAUAGAAGUUAAAUAGUCAGCGAAUCGAGACAAAAUGUCUGACUCGGAAAGUGAAUCUGAAAAAGAAAAAAUCCAUCGUACGAAAAAGAGCGUCGUGGUGAAAUUUCAAUUUGAAGACACUAGCAGUGCAGAUAGUGAUGAAGCAGGUCCGUCGAAUCGAAUCCAGAGAGUAAAACGAAACAAAAAGACGAUUCAAAGCUCCAGCGAAAAUGAUUCGACGAGUGACAGUGAUUCUCCGUUGAAUUUGGUGCAGCAAAAAAAUAGCAAAAAAUUAACAAUCCAAAAUGAUGUCGAUGAAAGUGAUGAAUCGUCCGAUGAUUCGUGGAGCCCAGUCAAAAAGCAACAAGCAUCAUCAUCAUCAUUAGCAGCUGAACGUGUCAAACGUGUGAUUGUGAGUGAGAGCUCAGAUACGGACAGUAGCUGUGAUGCAAUGGAAAAAUGUCCGAUUUGCUUGCAUGCAUUUCGCGACCAAGAGAUUGGCACACCGAGUGUUUGUGAUCACAGCUUUUGUGCACCAUGCAUUGAAGAGUGGUCGAGCAAUGUUCAAACAUGUCCAAUCGAUAGAAAGCCAUUCACAAGCAUUCAUAUCCGCUCGCGUUUUGUUGACGGGGUUUUUGUUCGUGAGCAAGCGGUGAUGGCAAAAGUGACGGAAACAAAAAUGGACGAGCUCGAAUUCACUCAUUGUGAAAUUUGCAAUCGGUCGGAUCGUGAAGAUAUUAUGCUACUUUGCGAUGGCUGCGAUGCUGGCUAUCAUAUGGAUUGUUUAAUGCCACCACUCACUGAUGUACCAGAAGGCUCGUGGUAUUGUGAUAAUUGUUUUGCAAGCGAAGUAACCGAUGAUGAUAUUCCAGAAGUAUUAGCCGAAAUGGAAGCGUUCGUUGCACCCGCUACACGGCUCCGGGUCCGACGCGAGGUAGUGCCUCGCAUUACUCGAACCAGACAGAGCGAACGCAUUCGAACUACUAUCCGAAAUCUGCGCCAGGAAAACCAAGCGGAGUCCGUAUGGGAUAUCUCGUUGCCAGGACCAUCUCGUGGUACGGAAACAAUUACGACUACAACGACAACGGUAACUUCCACAACAACCACGAGACGCCAGUCAAAGUUGGUGAAGAAGAAAGUGCAAAAGCGACGCAGAAAGGUGCAACGACGACGUCGAACAUACGUAGUUGAAUACGACAUCGAUGAUUAUAACAAUAAAUUUGGCAUAAAAACUGCCAAAAAACUCAUCAAAAAGCGUCGGCGCAAAACGAAAAAAUCGAGAAAGAAGUCGAGCGUGAAGUGUUCACGACGAAAUCAGAACCAAGAUCCACAAAACGGGGUCGAAGGUAUUUCAAGCAGUGGCGGUGGUGGUGGUGUUAGUCGUUCUAGUAAAGGUAUUCGCAAAGGGUAUCCAAGGUUACAUUUGUUUGGCGAUAAAAAUGCGCUCGAGUAUUUCUCUGGUGAAAGUGACAACGACGAAGGAAUUGGUUCGCUGAACAACUCCAUCGAAACGGGUGACGGCCUGUUGAUAAGGUCAGCAGUGCGGCCCGGUCAUCGCAAUUUGAUUGGACGCAAACGUGUUGCAAUUAAUUCAACAAUAGGAACGGGUGAUUCGGAAGGAGGCAUUGAUAUUCUAUCAAAUAUUAUGGAUACAAUGAAUCGAUGGCAUUCGAUGAGCCGGCCCUCAACAAUUGAAAAGAUCAAAAUCAAAGCAGAUGGCAGUUUGGAGUGUCAACCGCAGCCAACACGAACACCUAAUACCGCUACCGAACAACCAAAUGCAGAUAUUCUAAAUGCGCCGAUGAACCCAAGAAAUGACGGCACGGGUAAUCGUAAUUUCAACAAUUCGAAUGGCUACAGAGGAAACAGUACCAGCCAAAAUACGGGAAAUUUUUCACAAAAUCGAUUCGGUGACAGAAAUGAGCAAACGGCUUUCCAGCCAUUCCAACGGGGUGGCAACUUCAAUGACGGCGGCAUUUCGAACAAUUUCCAACAGGAUAAUUUCUCGCCAAGAAAUCGAAUACCAUUUCAACGACAAAGAAGCAACAACAACAACAGUCCUCGAAUAUUCCGAAACCAAUUUCAAGCACGACCACAGCAAGGCCUCUACGAUGGAGAAGAUAUUCCACCAAUACCCAAUAUGCCGACUCAAUCUGACAACGAUUUGAGCUCACGAUUGAAGAACACUCCGGAGGAUUCGGAUGGAAUUGUCCAGGCCAAUCAAAGCGUACCAGUAGCACAGUCGCAGUCGGAUCAAAGUAUUGACUGUGGUUCGAAUAACAUUCAAACGGUGGCUCAAGAGCAGACCAAUGCACAAAGUACGAGCGAAGUGUCGUCGUCCCAUGACCAACCGGUUUCAACUACAAGCAGAGGAGUGUCAAGCUCGAUCAACUAUUCGGAUAGCGACGAGGCAGACGAUUGUCCAGUUUUUGAGUAUUCGGCAGAAUCGAUGCAAGUUGUAAAAGAGGGUAAAGAAUCACCAGACAGCACACCAAACAAUGUUGAGAAAUCUGUCGAAGACAAUAUGGAAAACGAUGAAGAUUUAGUGCAACUCGAUGACGAUGAACACUUUGGAAAUGAAACAGGAAUUAGCGAAGAGCAUGUUAAUCAAACACGAACACAACCGGAAGCCGAACAAUCUAUAGAAUCGCCCGUUACCAGUCCAGAAACGACGACAAAUACUGGAACCGAAUCGCCCGAAACCGAACAAUUGAACAAUGAAUGCGAAAGCAGCAAAGCAACUGCAAGCAAAUCAAAAGCGACAGAUGACAUUAGUGACUCGGAGGACCAAGUCGCUGGUAAUUCAGAGGCUCAACGGAAAGCUGACGCUCAAGAAGGCAGCAAUGACAAAAAUGAGAAUUCAAACGUUGGUAUUGAGGGCAUGGACACCGAAAUGAUUUCUGAGGAUGAGCAUGAGAUGCACGAUGAACAAGUUGCAAAAGAAAACAAAGCUGAUAAAGAAAAUAACAAUCAGAAAUCGGAUCGGGAUGAUUCAUUCAAAAAAGUUAGCAAAAGUAGUAAAGACCGAAACUAUCGUGACAAAAAGGAUAAGAAGGUGAACAAAAGUAGAAGUAGACGCUCAAUAUCACCACGUAGCUCCGUUUCAAGAUCUAGGACAAGGACAAGAACAAGGACAAGGACAAGGACAAGGACAAGGACAAGGUCUAGGUCUAGGUCUAGGUCAAGGUCAAGGUCAAUGUCAAGGUCCAGAACCCGGAAUCGGCGCGAUGCUAAACGACCUCGCCGCAAAGACUACAGAGGAAAACGCCAAGAGAUCCAACGCUACGAUGUACGCCAUUUGAUCGCAGAUAGACGACCAAGGUCCAUCAAAGAUAAAUAUGGUCGUGACACAUCACGCCCUCCACGUAGUAUCACACCCAAGAGGGGAAGAUCUCGUUCAUUGUCACGUUCCAUUUCACCAGGCUUCCGUUCGUCGAGGAGACGCUCAUUAUCUAGACAUCGCUCCUUCUCAAGAAGACGUCGUAGCAACAGUUUACGGCGCAGACAUUCAAUCUCACGGAAUAAUCGGCGCCGAAAGUCUGUCUCUCGUUCUCGUUCGCCCGUGUAUUAUACUCCUAGUCGGAGCCGUUCGUUUUCACGUGGCCGCAUAAUCAACGGUCGAUCGAAAUCAAAAUCAAAAUCACGGUCUUAUACACCUCCUCGACCAGUCCAUAGCGGCAUGUACAUGCAUACUGCUUACUCGAGAAGUCGAAGCAGAGACAAGAAAUCGAAGAAGAAAGUAAACGACAAAAAGAAUGUAAAGUAUCGUUCGAAGAAGAAAGCGUCUGGUUCGAAAAAAGUAUCUCCAUUCCAUUCACCAGUUCGCAGAGAAUAUACACCAGUUGAACGUCGCCGUGUGUCACGGUCAAAAUCGUGGAAUGAUAGAGCUUCAUGGAACCGUAGCAUAAGUGAUGUACCAAAUGAAGAAGAAACAUCAUGGACGCCACCAAUUGCUCACGCACCAGAAAAUAUAACGGUCAUUCUUAAGAAUAAAGACAGCAAACGCAAGCGUGACAAGAGACGAAAGUCGGAUAAACGAAAGACGGAAUCUUUGCAAAAGAAAGAAAAACGAAAGCGAACCGACAAACAAAACUCACCCACUCUCCCUUCAAAAGAAGUGUUUGCUUCGGGUGACAACAUUUUGGUGAGCGUCAGUUUUAAUAAAGACAAACCACAGCAACAGCAACAGACGACCAUAGUUACAUUGCCGCCAACAAAAGAGCACAUAUUGAACAAGAAACCGACCGAACGUGAUGUUAAUUCGAAGCGCUCGCGUCGCAAUGGCAGAGAUGUGCCACGAAAGCAUCGAAAAGUUGAUAUCAAACCCGUUGCUAUCAUCGACUUGGAUAAUUCACCAUUCAAAGAGGUUACACCCUCACCCAGAGCCGUAAUUAUUCUGAGCGAUAGUGAUAACGAAAGUGAUAAAUUGAACAAGAAUCAAUCGCUCAACUAUUCAUUGAACUCAAAUGCUACGGAAAGUAUUUCAAAUGAUAAACAUCAUUCGUCCAUCGAUACUAGAGAAACAAAUAUUCGAGUUUCAUCGCCACCACAAUCACCCACAGCUGAAUCUGCCUCAUUCGAACUACCAUUAGGUCCGAAAACACCGCCGGAACCAUCGCAUCUCGUUAAGUUUUCAAUUUCAACCAGUACAAAAACGAAAAUCGUUCGCACCGUUGUCAAUCCAUUACACGAUGACAAUGACGACGAUAACGAUGACGACGACGACGACGACGAAGAAGAGGACGACAGUGGAGAGAACAAGGAAUCGAAUAUUGAGAAUGUGAUUGCAACAGCAGAUAAAGUUCAAAUCUCAAGUGCACAAAAUCAGCAAAAGAUUGGUCCAAACACACCGCCAGGCCCGUGUUCACCAGACGUUUACGAUCCAUUCGAACCAACAAAAUCCCCUUCACAAUCUCCAGGUGAUUCGAUACAUGAUACCGUUGAUGAAGCGCCAACAUCAGUAGCCGAUGAUGGCAAAUCCACGAAACCAGUCGAUUUAUCAAUGGCUCUUAUCAAUUCAAAAGCCUCAAUUGAUGCAGCUAAUUCACUGCUGUCAAGCACACUUGGCGGUGAAGAUAUGGAUAUAACAGAUAAUCCAAAUGAUGAAUCGAACGUGUCUCCAUACAAAGACAAAGCGAUUGACGAUGGUUUCCGUGAGAAUGCCGCACCAAAAUCAUCGGGAAUUCAUGUCUUUAGUAACGUUUUAUUGACACCAGCAAAGGAAAGCUCACGAAUGCAAACACAACCGUCACAAUCACGUUCUUCAACGUUAACUAUAACGAAUUUGUCGACUAAUGUAAGUUCGAUUUCGGUAUCGAAACAAUCGCCCAUGAAAUAUAGUUCCGGCAGUAUUAUUUCAAAGCUGCCACUGCCAAAAAUUUCAAAGCCACAACGUCAUAAUGGCAAUGAUGACAAUAUGGAUAUUGAGUCACCAUAUUCGCCUGGUUCAAGUGACUAUGAAGAUUGGUUCGAACCACCGCAAAACUCCCCACCAACGAAUACACAUUCAAGCAGCAAGCAUAGCUCACGGCAGCCACCCAAAGCUUCUGCGACUUCAACGUCCACCAAUAAAAUUGAAAUAUUCGAUGACCUGUUCGGCAGCACAUCACCCAUCAACAAGGGCAGAACGGCUGCAAAACGAAGACCAAGCAAACAUAGUUCGUCAAUCAAAGAUUGGAUUGCAGUGAGUAAACAUUCGACGCAAUUAGGCGGAUAUGCGAAACUCAACGAGGAACAAUUGCGCAUUCUUGACGAUGUACCUUCUUCAGCAGUCGAACUACAAGCCAAAGAUAAGUUCUUAAGAAAAUUGAACCGUCAAGAGCGUGUUAUCGAAGAGGUAAAACUUGUGUUGAAGCCGCAUUACAACAAGAAGCACGUCACUAAGGAAGAAUAUAAAGAUAUUAUGAGACGAGCAGUUCCCAAAAUCUGUCAUAAUCGUACGGGCGAAAUAAAUCCCAAGAAAAUCAAGAAAUUGAUCGAAGCGUACGUCGGCAAGUUUCGGCAAAAGAGAAAAUUGACACAGUCCACGAAUGUGGGCAUCAAGUGAACAACUCUCAUGUGAAACCGUAAUUGUGCGAUCUUUUCGAAAGGGAUUACAUAGAGAAUAGUUAGUUUUAUUGCUAUAAUUGCUUGAUAAUUUGGUUUUAAUUGUCAAUAUAAGUUCAUACCUCAUCUAUAUCAAUGUGAGUUAAUCCAGGCCUUUCUAAAGUCCAUUCGAAUACAAUGUUGUAUUCAAUCGUGUUUUGAAUUUUGCAAUAGUCCAUCUCCUUUUUAUCGAAAUUGUGGUAUGUCGAACAAAUUAAGUUUUUGUAGAUUAUUAUUUAGCAGAAAAAGAAGUGAGAGAAAUAAAGAGAAAAUGCAAAAGAAAACUCAUCAGGAAGUCGAAUGAUUCAUGCUACACAUGAAUCAUUGCAAAUCGAGAGAGAAAAAAACAGUUUUAUCGAUUCUACUUUUCUAAACUGAACGUUUUGAGAUAGUAAGCUUAUAUCCAAGCUGAUGAAUAAUAAUUAAUUUAUCUAAAAUAAAAUAUUGAUAUGUAUUUUGUUGAAAUCAUUCAGAAGCAAAUUUACAUUCAUUGAAAGUACAUGUUAAUUUCAAACAAAAACCUAUUUAACGGCAUCUGAAGCAACAGAAAACAUCAUGUAAGUUUAGGAUUCUAGAACAAAUUUUAAAAUAAAACCUUUAAACCAACUA
This is a messenger RNA of Sitodiplosis mosellana (orange wheat blossom midge), 7131 nucleotides long. Its product is annotated as PHD and RING finger domain-containing protein 1. The record is from RefSeq and is a predicted model, not a curated record. The transcript is spliced from 9 exons. The coding region runs from base 494 to 6484 and encodes 1996 amino acids. NCBI's taxonomy places the organism in Eukaryota, Metazoa, Arthropoda, Insecta, Diptera, Cecidomyiidae.